Messenger RNA from Mercenaria mercenaria, 9776 nucleotides. RefSeq lists its product as uncharacterized. The record is from RefSeq and is a predicted model, not a curated record. The transcript has 60 exons. Gene Ontology annotation, cellular component: extracellular region. Bases 202 to 7674 code for a protein of 2490 amino acids. NCBI's taxonomy places the organism in Eukaryota, Metazoa, Mollusca, Bivalvia, Venerida, Veneridae. Gene Ontology annotation, molecular function: protein binding; serine-type endopeptidase inhibitor activity. Gene Ontology annotation, biological process: cell differentiation; multicellular organism development.
UUUGUAAUUUGAUCAACUAUUUAUAUGUUCGAACUCAACUGUGACAAACGGUACAAAAUUAAAAGUGUGUUUCUUUUCGAUUUAUUUGCAAAAUGGUGGUUAUAUCUUGAACACUUUCAGGACAACUCUCGUGAUCGGACUUUCAUUAAUUGGGCUGAUAUCGAUCUUCGCUCAGGCAACUGAAACGAUAUAAGGUCAGCAAUGAGGCUUACUCUUUUGGCGGGUACAGCGCUGUUGCUGGGAACAUGUGUUUACUCCCAACCCCAACCACCAUGCAGGACUACUUUAGAUGUAUGUCGGGUGGAUAGCGACUGUGGAGACGGGGGGAAAUGUAAUACGGUAUCAAGCAAAUGCUGCGAACAGUUACCUCCCAUGCAAUGCAAGAUUACACCAGACCAAGUAUGUCAGAAAGAUAGCGACUGCAGAGAGGUUUGGGGAAACAUGGGAAAAUGUGAUACGAAAUCAGAACGUUGUUGUGAUCUCUCCGCUGACGGUAGUGAGGCAGAUCUCCCAGCUCUUAAUGCGUCAUGUCCGGGACUUAAGCCUGACACUCCAUGGAAUUGUACGGGUCUGACAGCCUGUCCGACGUCCAACCAGGGCACAUGCGGUCCCGAUAAGCAUUGUUGCUUAGCCGGUAAAUGCGGAGAAAAAUGUCUACCAGAUCUGAGUAUCUGCGUAGAUACGAGCAGAAUUCUCCAAACUGUAAUAGCAAACUUUGAUACAUGUCUGGUGAAAAUACAGGAUGUUCUCACCGCGACAACGUUCGAUAAAUAUUGUGGCUCGCUCUUGGGCGGAUUACAGUGCGUUUCCGAAAAACUGACGCAAGGUUUCACAGACCCUAUAUACAGUAGCCUGUGUUUCCGAAGAAUGAUGAGGUAUAUGGCUAAAUCUCCACAAGUUAUUUUUGAUGAAAUAGAAAAGUAUAUGAAAGCAUUUGGACAACCGUUCAACAUAAACCAAACCUUUGUAUCCAAUUCUGGAAAAUGUCCAGUUCCUGGCGGUGAUGAUGAUGAUGAUGACAGUAAAGACAAAGAUGACGAUGAAGACGAAGAUAAAGACUGGAACUCUUCUUGUCCAAAAAUGGACGAUGAAGGCGGUCUAUGCCCAGCUACAGAAUGUACCACAGAUUCCGAAUGUGGGACAGAUAAACCUAAGUGUUGCAGCCUUGGUAGAGAGGAGUGCCGCACCUGUAUGCCAGAUUUCAAGCAGUGUGGCAGUAUAGAACUGGUCAUUGCUAGCCCAAAAGUAGCAGCCUGUCUUCCCAAGCUUCUCCAGUUAGGACAGAUUAGAAACUACAAUCAAUAUUGCAGUGUUAUAUGGGAUGCAUUCGACUGCUUAGCGGAAAAUAUCAUGCCAGAUGCUGCAAAUAAGGACUUGUGUUUAAAAAGAAUGGCAGUAUAUGUGCAGCAGUCACCAUUUGAAAUUAUAAAAACAAUUAUAAGCGCAUUGCAAGGAAUGUCACAGGGCGUAAGUGGUGUAGAAAUGCUGUCAAGAUACGCCAGAGGUACCGCCGAAUGUAAAGAAAGUCCACUUUAUGAGGCUCCUGAACGUCCAGUCCCUGAUGAUGUAAAAGUGUGUUUUAACAAGGAAAGAAUAAUGGGUGCCGCUGGACAAUGUGGAAGAAUAACGGGAAGUUCAAGGGCGACGAAUGAGGCAUGUGGGAAUCUUAAGACCUUGAUCGAAUGUAUCGCUGGCAAGUUAGUUCCUGGUCGAGACGCAAACGCAGUAAGAAAGUGUGCCGGUGAAAUUUAUGAGUUUGUUGAAAAAAAUCGCGAACGACUGUCCAAUGUCUUUGGAAAUUUGAAUCCAGAAUCAUGCGAAGAGAGAACCUCAGUAUGUGGUGGCGACAUGAAGCCUCUUGAUAUAAACUGUACACUGGCUGGAUGUCCAGCAAACUACGUCUGUAAAGAUGGCUAUUGCUGUCCUCAAGAGAAACAAGGAUGGUGUCCAAAACAGGAACCAGGUGAGAGGUCUAUCUGUAAACGGGAAUGUAAAAUGGACUCUCAGUGUGAGGCUAAUGAAAAAUGCUGCAAGUCUAUGAGCUGUGGAUAUAAAACCUGCAUGAAAAUGGAAACGGAAAUGGAUCAUGAUAAAAGUAAGUGUGAAAAGGAGUUCGAGGAUGGGAAAAGGCAGCUUCAGAACCAAGGAAUCUGUGGAGACGGCACAACAUUGACAAAAUUACCACGCUGUCAAAAUGAAAGGUUUAGUCCAAUGCAAGUUAUAACAGAGACCCUCCGUGGAUAUUGUGUUAACGAAAACGGAACAAAAAUAAACGGUUCAGAUUUUAUCGGAAAUAGGGAUUGUACUAAAGUACGACAAGGACGAUGUCCUACACCCCCUGCCGCAUGUAAAAGUGUGGGGAAGGAUGCGGAUACCUGUCAUAGUGACGACUUCCGGUGCGGUGAUGACGAAAAAUGUUGUAUUGCGUUAGAAGGAAAUACAUGCUUGACAAAAUGUAUUAAGGCGCAAAAAGCACCUGAAACAGUCGUUGAUGACUGCGCUGACAGGAAGUGUUGCCCAGUGACAACAUGCGAUAACAAAAUUUGUUUGAAAGACAGAACAGCUCGUUGUCGUAUAAACUCAUGUGGAAAGUGCGAAGCUGAAUUUUACAAUCUGAAAGGAGAAAAUGUUAACUGCAGUGAAGAUGUAUCACUUUGUCAAAGGCAAAGAGCAGAAGCACGAGAAGAAAAUGCUAGAAGGCGAAAGUCAGAAUUUGAUAGUAUAUCUUCUUUUGUGAUGAGCCGUGACAGGAGAGAAAGAGAAAGCAGGGAAGGACCCGACUCCGAUGAAGACGAUGAUAACGAGAUGGAAAAAGACAUGAGGAGGGAUGAGUAUGGAAUGAGUAGACAAGGGCUAGACGACUUACCAGAAGAUAGUGAGGAUGAAAUGGGAGACAUGCGAGAGAGGAUGACGUCAGUAAGUCUUCGGCUCUGUGCAGUUUUUGAUAAGUUUAACGUUUGCAAGAAUGGAGGUGAAUGCAAAAUAGGAAGCGGAGAAAGCUUUUGGGAAAUCUGCAACUGUGCCAGCGGAUACUCUGGCUUGUUUUGUGAAAACUCUGGAUCAGUCAAGCCAUUAGAUACCCAGUGUUACCGAGACCACCAGAGAAUAAAAACAAUGUCCGGUAUAAUGAUGACAACGGACAAUAUGAAAGAAAGAAUGCUUCUUCAAGAAAUGUUUAAUAAAGUCAAACCUCCUCAAAAAAUAAUGUCACUCUUCGCCUGCGACCCUGCAACUGGCAGUUAUAAAGAAAUACAGAUGGGAAUGAUCCUUCCAAAUACCAUCAACUCGAUCAAGAUUUACUACUGUGCUGACACGAACACUGGUCUUAGGAAGGAAGGGACGCCGGUAACUCUGGCACAGUCAGAACGUAUGCCGAACUGUGCUGUAACAACAGCCAUUCCUGACAUCAUGGGACUUCCCAAGAAGUGCAUGUCUAUGAACAUGUCAAUAUGUACAGCAACUGAUGAAUGUCAGUAUUUCUUGAACCAGGAGACCGGUAUGUGUGAGAAAGGCAAGGCGGGAGGUGGUUUCCGCAAACUUACUGACUGCUAUGACCAAUGUACAAUACAAAAAGGAUGUAUCAAUGAUCCAACAGGUAGCAUGGAAAAUUCCGAAGAUUUCGUCUGUGAAAAAGGAAUAAUAUCUGGUCCGAAACCUUGCAGGAUGACUGACGAAAACAAUGAAGAGUACGAUACUUGUGACUAUAACAGACAAUUUUGUGAAGUUGUAGAAACUGAAACUGGACACAAUGGCACAUGUACAGCAUUCCCAAGUUACUGUCUGGAAAGUCCUGACAGCGGUUUUGGCAGCAGGGAAAUCGGAGCAUACUAUUUCAAUGCCAUGACUCGAAGGUGUGAGAAGUUCCGGUAUAAAGGUAGUACUGGUAAUGGGAACAGGUUCUACAGUCUACAUCAGUGUCAUACAGAAUGCGGCCCCCGCCCUUACAAGUUCGACGACGUGGUAUGUCCGGUACCAAAACUACUGGCAAUGUCAAUGGAAAGCCCGAAUGAUAUGUGCGACGAGGAUAACGACUGCCACGGCACUGAUGUUUGUUGUUCAACUGGUAAAGCCAAAGUCUGUACAAGCUACACCAGGACAUGUUUUACAAGUAUGAGAUGUUCCCUGCACGGCUCCUGUUUGGAAGGGAAGUGUGUGUGUGAUGACUGCUCGAACGCAGUAAAGUCAGAGGUCUGUGGAUCCGAUGGAAUGACGUACCCUAGCGUGUGUCAUCUAAAAAAGAAAUCUUGCGAAAUGAUGCAGAAUGUUACUGUUGCAUUCAAUGGAUCAUGCAAAACAAAAUGUGGCGAUAGCUAUUGUGCAAGUUACGAAAUGUGUAACAACAAUGUCUGCAAGUGUCCAGAAUUUUGUACUGAACAAUAUGAACCUGUAUGUGGGAAGAGUUCCAAGUCAGGAGCGUAUUGUUUAUUCAGUAACGAAUGUAAAAUGACAGUGCAUUCAUGUCAAAUGAAGGAAAGAUUCGUCAAGAUAAAAGAUGAACUUUGUAGUCCAAAUGACUCGCCUGGAACCUGUAUGUUACAAUGUACUAGAGAGUACAAUCCAGUGUGUGCGUACGAUACUACUGAGGACGUACCAAAGCUCGUGACAUACGCCAACCCAUGUCGAUUAAGGGAAGCAUUACUGAAUGGGAAAAAGAUUAAAGUGCUCUAUCCUGGACAGUGUGCCCAAAAAUGCGGUGACACCGAAUGUGAACACUACCAAGUAUGCUACAACAACACAUGCACUUGCCAAGAAGGUUGCACCAAAGAGUAUAGACCAAUCUGUGCCCAUCCCCUCAGCAACGAUGCUAAAUUGAUUACAUUUUCUAAUCUUUGCUUAAUGAAACAACAAUCUUGCAAGGAGGAAAAAACGUACAUGAUCGUUAAACAUGGCGCAUGUAAAGAACCAGAACCUGUGUAUGAAUGUCCAAAGACAAGACCUGAUAUACCAUUUAGUGCAACAGUAGAAUGUAAAAAAGAAAACAAUGCCGGAUGUGACACAGGCAUGGGAGAGAUGUGCUGCCCAUACGGCGCAGGCAUGAAGUGUUUGCCCAAAAAAGCUCUGGUGCGCCGCAAGACAAUGAAAGAUGGAAUAUGUCCAAACUUUUACGGAAAUAAUUUCGAUUCCACUAACUGCAAAAGCAGCAUGUGUAUGUCCGACGACGACUGUGACGGGGAUUCAAAAUGCUGUGAAAAUGAUGUGUGUGGCAAUAUGACAUGCGCAGCACCAUUAGUACGAGAUGAUGAAAGUCCCUGUGGGGCAAAUGCAAAAAUGGUGUCACAGUGUGCACCCAAAAUGGAUGAGACGGGCUGCCCUGAAGUGGGUACAUGCACAUCUGUUGUGACUGCAGAAAACGAAAACGUUGGUAUUUGUUGUGUACCGAAUGAACAACUAAUGAAAGGAGAUAUAGAAAAAGAGCUCAUGCAGUCUAAGUUCUGUAAACUGAUGUCUAUGAUCGGAAUCACCUGUGAGAACAAUGGCACGUGUAUAGGGGAUAUUCGCGGAGGAGAGGUUUGCCAGUGCAGGACUGGAUAUUUCGGCCCAUUUUGUAGGAACACGCUUCCUCCAGAUGAUUGUGGUGUUACAGUAGAAGUACAGUGUGCUGCAAACCCAUGCGAUGUCACCAAGUGCCCUGGUGUACCGGAAGCUACAUGCGAAGCCAAUUAUUGUGGCGGUUGUAACGCACUAUUCAAGAAUGGUUCGGAUGAUGUAACACAUCUUUGUCAAGCUACCCCAUGCUUGGUACAGAGAGCAACAAUGACGAGACUGGUAAAGGCUGUAUCUGACUCGCCGAUGGAAAAUGAAGGUGAUAUGAAUACGCGAAGAAAGCGUAGGGAAACGCAUAUGGAAGACAAAGAUGAUAUGGAUGAAGAUACAAACCCUUUCAGCAAAAUGUUGAUGUAUUUGAUGAAACAUAUGGGCAUGCAUUCUGCACCAGAAUGUACAGCGGAGGGGAGUUUCAAACUGGAACAAUGCUCGCGAGAUAUGAUGAGUAAUUCGACAUACUGUUAUUGUGUUGAUGGUCAUACUGGGACCCCUAUACCGAAUGGACCGAAAUUAUCAAACCUGGGAAUGCUGAACUGCAGUGACUUAAGCGCAAACAACAUGGGACUACAGGAGUUCUGCUGGAAAGAGAUGCCAAGCAAGAAAGUAUGUGGCGAGACUAUGACAUACAGGUUCUUCUACAACCCUGCCACAAUGGAUUGUGAAAUAUUCUCAGAUUAUGGUUGUAAUGUAGACGCUAAAAAUAACUUUGUCAACUACGAAACAUGUAAAUCUGCCUGCGGUGUAAGAAAUAAUGUUUUGUCAAAGUGCGCUACUGUCAGAUGUGGAAAUGGUCAAAGAUGUUUUAUCAAAGAUGGAAACGCUGUUUGUAUGGACCCAGACAACAUUGAUACUAAGUUUGAGCCCAUAUGCGAUGCUGACGGGAAGUUCAGUCCUAAACAAUGUAAUGGUGAAAUGUGUAAAUGUGUAAAUCGUGCAACAGGAGCGACAGUUGAUAAUUCUGAAGCAGAUGGUGCACACUUGAAAUGUGAGAGAGACGGAGAAGCUGUGAAGGCAAUAAGAACACAGACUAAACGUUGUACUGGUAACAAACCCGCAAAAUUUUGUGACGAUGGAGCGGGUAUAUGUAACAACUGUGAAGGUAACGCUAACCAAGGCAAUGGACGUGGGGAUGACAGAAAGGUAGACGAGAAUAAUGUCUGUACCUCAUGUCAAAGCUGCCCAGCUGGCCAAGGCAAGCAGAAGUGUCCCACAGAAAAGUUAUGUAUAGAUAAAUGCAAACAAUUUCCUAGCGCAGUGUGCCGGAUCAAUAAAUGUACAUGCAAAGAAGAAUACAUCGCCAAUGAUAGAGUAGUUAACUGUUCGGCUGUACAAUCUCAGUGCGAGAAGGAACGGCACAAUAUCAAGCUCGAGGAAUGGAGCGAAAGGGUGAAAAACAAUGGGAAAUUACCAGAAAAUGUGAAACAGUUAAAGUGCAGUGAAUCCGGAGCUUAUUACGCUGAAUGUAUGGGGAACCAAUGCUACUGUGUGAAUGCUACAGACGGACGUAGGGUCGGAAAUGCUCAAACUGGCCGCAAUGUCAACAACAUUGAGUGCGGUUCGGUACAGAGAAAAACGAUUCUUCAACGUUUGAAUAUGCUGAUUAGGUUUCUAAAUAAACUGUGGAGUGAAAUGACUACAGGACAGCAAAAGCAGUUUAACAGGACAUUUGUAACUAAAAUUGAAUCCAGAGGUUCACUGAAGGUGUCAAAAGUCAAAUAUUCCGAUGGAAGCAUCAUUGCAGAUGUGGAAAUAGAAAAAUGCAAUGCGGCCGAAUGUGGUGCAGAUUCUGGAACUUCCGAAUUAAGCUCAAUUGCAGCAGACAUACAAGCGGAGGCAAAUUCGGGUGAACUGGUUAUAGAGGUAGAUGGUGAAAGUAUCGUUGCUUCAUCAGGAACUAUAACUAGCGGUGUUACAGCAGAAGAACUAGAAGGACCAGCAACUGAAAAAACACCUGACGACGAUGACAACACCACAACAAUAAUCAUUGUUGUAGUAGUUGUUGUGGUCGUUGUUAUACUUGCAGUAGGAAUUGCCUGCUAUUGCUACAAUAAGGCAAACAAAUCCAAGAACAAGGACAUACCGUUCAGUGACUUACAGGGCAACAGCAACCCUGCAUAUGGUAAAGCUUAAUGUCACAAAAGGGAUGAAAAUGAACAAAUAUCUCCAUUGACUACGUAUGAAGUAUAAAAUGAACAUAUAACUCCACUGCAUAUAGCUCAGUAAAAUAUAAUUAUGUGGAGUGGAAGAUCCUCUUCAAUGAACAUGUCACUAUAUAAAUGACCUGCAGUGAAUGAAUCAAUCAUUUAUAAAAUCUACAUGUUGCGGUGAACAUAUUAUACGCAAAUAAAUUUGUAUCUAGAGUAAUCAUUAUUUGUCGAAAAAAAUAUGAGUGUUUAAUAUCUUUAUUUUGGCAUGUAAUUUGUAUAAAUGUAUGUAUAUUAUAUAUGGGUAAUACUCUAACUUUUUAUUCAUUGAAUUUAUUUUUAUACACACACACACACACACAUAUAUAUAACUUAACAUUUUCUAUAGUUCUACUAUAUAUACUAUAUGAAAUCCAGUGUUUUAAUGUUUGUGAGCUUUAUAUUAUAUCAUUGCUGUUGCAUGUAUGAUCAGUUUGUCUAGUUUAUAUUCUAAAGAUGUAUUCGCACCUGAAUAUGUGUGUGUUUAUAUUUAAAACUCUUCACCGUGGUGUUGUGAUCAGUGAAUGCUUUACUCAUAUCUGGUCCCUUCAUGCAAUCUUUUAAUGAGAACUCUCUGCAAAUUAGCAGAUUAACAUUGUCUUUAAUCUUAUGGAAGUUUUAGACACAAGAUUGUUAUUUCCAUGUAUGUUAAGAGGUGUUAAAUGUCUGUGCAUUUGAAUAAUAAUUAUCGUUACCAUUUUAGUGUAUCAAUAUUUCAUGUCUACAUAUGUAGAGUUCUAACAGUUAAUAAGAUAAGACCAGUGUUACUGUGCUGACAUAAUUCUGUAAUAUGACUUGCUGAGAUUAAGGAUGUACAGGCUGAUCAUAAUAUACAUUGGACGCAAAGGCAGAAUCAGUCGUGUCCAGCAUGAUUAAGGUUAUGCUUGAAAUAAUGUACGAAGAGCCACCUGGGGUUUUCUUCCACCAUGAAAGCUGAAAAGUUUUCAUACAACUAUAAUUGUGUCUUCGUGAUAUUACACCAAUGAAAGCAAAGCAGAUCAGAUCAGACAUUGAGAUAAACAAACUUUUUAAAGCUAGGUAACAGUAAUGUUCUUUUUCAAGAAGCUCUUUGUAUAUUUAUUUCAUAGUAAUAAUACAUACUAAUACGUAUGGUUUCAAUUAAUAACAAACUUAUCAGUGUUGUUGUUUAGCUAAAGGAACACAACCUCAAGAUUAGGUCAGUUUUCAAGUUGGCGAAAUUUAGAAAUAACUUUGAAAUUCAUUUGUUAGUAAAUACUAAAUGAAUACGAUUUGAUUCCUUUAACUUUUGGUAGAAUGUUGACACAAACACUCGUGCAGUCUUUAACACUUUUACAGAAAGAUAUCGAAGACAUUUAUCACAUGGAAAAUAUUUGAUAUUUUCAUAUUCUGGCGUUUAUCUUAAGGUCAGAUCCUUAGAAUUACCUUUGGUUGUUUAGAUCUAAUACGUAUAUACUGUUUAAAUUAUAUCUAUUGUGGGUGCAUUUUCUGUGGAAAGGUCAAAAGAAAUAUUUACUUUAGAAUUUAUAUAAACUGAAAAAUACAGAUCUAAUGUGUAAGAUAUGGUAAUGGAUAUCUUUGACUUACUCUCUUUAUUUGCGCUUUUUACACAAUGCAUGACGGAUAUAAUCAAACAUAACUGUCUAGUAAAUAUUGUCAGAUUGCUAGAAUUCAGUUGUUACCUCUAAGCAUAUUUACAAAGCACUGUUGCCGCACAGUAUAUACGAAUAGAUUCAAACGAGGAACAACCUUCAAAUCAGAAUGAAGGUUACAUUGCAGAUGUUACAAAAACAUAAGUUCUAGAGUUUUAAUUGUAAUGAUUUAUUAAUAUUAUAUUCAUGUGUCAUUACUCUACUUGAAAUGUUAAAAGCCAAAACAUCAUAUAGCUAUUUAUGUAUGGCAAAGCAGACUUUUGAUAAAAUCAAAAUAAUCAAUCAUAUUCAGACAUGAUUAUCUCUUUACAAAAUGCCACAAAGCAUUAGAAGAAUUGUUUACAUUUCUUACAGAAUUGAAUUAUCCAAUAUUGCUAUUUAUGUUGUAUUGUUAACUGAAUAAAAUAGUUUCUCACCA